Molecule: messenger RNA, 1362 nt
Organism: Halteromyces radiatus
Lineage: Eukaryota; Fungi; Mucoromycota; Mucoromycetes; Mucorales; Cunninghamellaceae
Exons: 8
Coding region: 1-1362 (453 amino acids)
Biological process (GO): regulation of gene expression
Cellular component (GO): cytoplasm; nucleus
Molecular function (GO): mRNA binding
Source: RefSeq, a predicted model, not a curated record
AUGCAAUCAGAUGAUAAAAAAUAUUCUCAAGUCCCUCCUCCUGUAGAAUUAACAACAACUAGUGCUGCUCCUCCUGUCGACUUUAGUAAUGCUCUUCAAAAAGCGAGGGCCAUUGCUGAAAAACUCAGACAGACUGGCGCAUCAUUACCUUCCUCUACAAAUGACUCAACGUCAGCUACUACACAACAACAUGACCACGACGAUCAUGAUUAUUCUUCAUCAACAACCUAUGAUCCUUAUGAAUCCAAACGUGGUGCUUACGAUAAUGGUUCAUCUCGUCCUUCAUAUUCUCGAAAUGAACCUCGUCGCUAUGGUCUUGGUUCAGAAGAACGUCAACGAUAUCAAUCCUAUGGAUCAUCUUCAAGUUCAACAGAAGAAAUAAAAGUUCCUAAUCGAAUGGUAGGUAUGAUUAUUGGUCGAGGUGGUGAUAAUUUGAAGAAAAUUGAACGAAAUUCUGGUGCUCAUCAAAUUCAAUUGGCUCGUGACAUGAUUGAACAAAUCAUCAGAGAUGCUUCUGGUGAUUCUUCUUCUUUUGCUCAUGGUGAAUCUCCUGAAAGUUCCAUUUCAGUCAUGGUACCUCCUUAUAGAGUUGGCUUGGUAAUUGGACGUGGUGGUGAAACAAUUCGUGAUUUGGAACAACGUAGUGGGGCUAAAGUGAAAGUGUUACCUGAAAAUCCUGGUGAAAUGGAUCGAACUGUCUCUAUCACUGGUACCAAGAAAGCUACUGAAAAGGCAAAAUCUCUUAUUGAUGAUAUUCUUAAUAAUCAACCUUCUCAGCGUGGACAUGAAAGUAGCAGUAGCGGUGGAUAUGGUCGUGGAGUUGAUGAAGCAUCUGAUAUUGUUCGUAUUCCCAAACAAAUGGUUGGCUUGAUCAUUGGUAGAGGUGGAGAAACGGUGCGUGCUUUACAAGCAGAAUCUGGUGCUAGAAUUGUUGUUGACAAGUAUGGAGAUCCACAUUCGGAUGAAAAAACGUUGACGCUUCAUGGUUCACCGGAUAAGAUUGCUAUUGCCAAAGACUUGAUUAUGGAAAAAGUGGAAUCAGGACAAGUACAUGAUCAUACCCAAUAUGGCGGUAGUUACAGUGGUUAUGAUUAUGAAGGAACUACCCUUCCUGAUGAUAAUAAGGAUGAUACGAAGUUAGACAAGGAUACUCAACAAGUAGAUCCCUAUUAUGGACAAUACUACGAUCAAACAACAGGCCAAGGACAAUGGGCUCAGGAAGCAUACAAUCAAUGGUAUCAACAACAAUAUGGAACUGAGGAAGGGUAUCAAGCUGAAGGGUAUCAAGCUCAGUAUGAACAACAGUAUUCAAAUCAGGAUAGUACAGAAUCUACAAGUGAUGAAAAGAACCAAGACCAAUAG